AUGGAGGCCCGCGGCGAAUCCCAGCCUGAUACGAGUUGUUCGUCGUUUUCCUGGGACGGCUCCGGGGUCUCGGUGUCCAGGGAGGUGCUGACGUCGGGCAGUGUCAGCCACGGAGGUAUACGGGACAAGUUGGUCAUCAACUCCAAGCCUAAUUCCAGAAAGAAUUCCACUCUUCAAAAAGUUCGGAUAGAGAGGAGUCCCCUAUUGGACCAAGUACAGAGCUUUCUCCCACAGAUGGCUCAGGCAAACGAAAAGCUAAGGAAAGAAAUGUCAGCUGCACCACCUGGUCAUUUCAAUAUUGAAAAUAUUGACACUCUCGGAAAAGUUAUGCAAAUGGUUAUGGCCUUGUUUGAGAUGAAUCAGUCUGAUUCAAAAGAAGAGGACAGUUCAGAAGAGAAUUCACAAGACAGUUCAGAGGACAGUUCAGAAUUUGAGGAUGAAGAUGAUAGCACCUCUUCUGAAGGUGAAGUCACCAUCGAUACCAUUAAGCUUCCUAAUUCAGAAGAUGGAAAAGGCAAAAUAGAGGUUCUGGACCGUCCUGCCAGUGAAAAAAAAGAAACAGGGAAAUAAACAAUCUGAGAAAAAGGUGAUAGAUGCCUGCAAAUUCUGUGAAAAAGAAUGUGACUUGCUGGUUAUUUUGCAUUUCAGAUACCUAUGGUGUUUGUUUGCAAAAAUGAAUGUAUUUUGCUUCUUGGAGAAACAAGCUAGCUUUUAAAGAGUUGGAAGAGAUAGCAUUUGGGGAUCUUCUAAGAGCAGACUGUUUUUGAUCUCAUGCUAAAGAGAUUUAGUUUAGAAAGCUUAACUUUAUGUAUGGUGAUGAGUGAA
Molecule: messenger RNA, 825 nt
Organism: Orcinus orca (killer whale)
Lineage: Eukaryota; Metazoa; Chordata; Mammalia; Artiodactyla; Delphinidae
Product: NOP protein chaperone 1-like
Exons: 1
Coding region: 1-570 (189 amino acids)
Biological process (GO): box C/D snoRNP assembly
Molecular function (GO): box C/D methylation guide snoRNP complex binding
Source: RefSeq, a predicted model, not a curated record